GUACCUAGUAACCUAGUAUUUAAUCCAAUCCAGCGUCAUUGCAACUUGGACAUACACAGGUAGCUGGUAUGCACCUAUGCAGACAAACAGGGACUUAAAAGUUAUCGAUUAAAUCAUACAUGGAAAUGAACUUUUUGACCCAGAAGAAGUAGAAAAUAUUAUCACUGUCCGAUAGUACCACUUCUUCCUUCACCGACACUUAUUUACCUACAUUGUGACAAUAACAGACUACCUACCUACAUAUGCCAGUGUAGGCUAUUCGACAACAAAGGCUUGGUUCAAGAACGCCACUCCAAUUAACUUCUCUUGUUCACGGAGUUCAUCGAGUCCGUCAUCUUUUUAGCGCCUACAUUUUCCACUUGGCGUGGGGCGAAUCCUCAGAUCAAAUAGAUCAAAUACAGUAUCUACACUUUGCGAUUUUAACGCUCAUCGCGAUAUACGAUAUACAACUCCCGAGUGUCUUUGGAUGAUUAAGAUCAUCGCCAAAACUCACCUACGUGUCCGCGCGCUCUAACCCUGAUCCAAACACCAUUGCGAUACUAUCUCGCUGAACGCAUUGGUGCCCGAAAAACAGCCCACCAUAACAUUGCUUGUUUUAAAUCCUCCACCGUCAUCAUGCGUCAGGAUGGCUGAUAAUACUUUUACCGACUCCACGCCUCUUUCUCCUCAUCCUCGACAUCCCUUUCCCGUUCCUCUCACCACCAACUCAUCCUGCUCCUCCUUUCACGAGAUGCCGCGCACCAGAAGACUCCGGCUGCUCGUAGCAGCAAAUGGCCAGCGCGAUGUCGCCUAUGCCCAGGCCAUCGCCAUACGCCUACUUAAGGACUCGCAAAUCGAAACUCGAGCUCUCGUCGAUGAGAUUCCCACACGAUUAACACACGAUAUUAUCGUGAUGGAAAACAGAAGUUUAGCCACGUUGGCCAUCGAUGCCGGUCUGAGGACAAGAGACGCCAUAGAAUCGGCUAGACAGACGGCCUUCGAGUUGGUCGACUGGGCUGACCUACUCGUCCUAGCGCCCAUCGAUGCCGACCAUCUUGCCAAAAUGAUGUCAGGCGUUGCCGAUACUACCCUCUUGGAGAUACUGAGAGCUUGGGAUGUUUCCAAGAAGAUCUUGUUGGUGCCGGGCAUGUCGAUACAGAUGUGGGAAAAUCCCAUGACGAAGAAGCAGUUGAGCAAGAUUAAGCGCAAGUGGAACUGGGUCAAAGUCAUGGCGCCCGUAUUAUGGCAUUAUGAAGGACAGAGUGCAUAUAAGCGUACGGUGUCCUGGGAAGGCUUCAACGAUCUUGUCGGUAUCAUAAAAAAUCAAGCGGAGCUUAUGAGUCUUGGGCACGAUGUCGAAGUUGCCACACAGCAAGCCAUGCUCACUACAACCGCGAGCCGGUCUACAAAAACGUUGCCGCCAGAGAUAUGGACUCUCAUAUUCGAACAUGUUGGGGAUUGGGAAGUUGCCACAGCCCUCAACGUAUAUACCACCUUGAAAAUACCACCAGAGUGGAGGACUGAUCGUUCGACCUUGAAAGACCCCCUCGAACUAUACAUGCAUGACCUUGAAUGGCUGAUACUAUCAUGCCAGGGGUCGGCAGCUAUCUGUCAAAAACUUUCCGAGGCACCCAAAACACUCCGCUAUGUCUCUUAUUUAGCAGUCAAACUCAUCAUCAAAUUCUCAUUGACCAGCGUUCUUACUUACCUGGAAGCUAAUCUCAGCAAAGUCUUUUGGGCAUCAUUUAGCUCCAAAUUACUCCCUAACAAGGCGUCUGGAGUGUAUGGUCGCACCGAUAUUCUCGAUUGGUGGAACACCUCUCCAUCGUUCUUGAAAAAGGAAUACGACGCGGAAGCAUUAGAUAACGCUUCUCGCAUGGGCUACGUUCAUGUUUUAGACUGGUGGUUGCGUUCAGGUCUGACGCUCAAGUAUACCGAAACAGCACUCGAGUCAGCUUCAGCAAAGGGGCAUCUCCUUGUCUUGGAGUGGUGGAGAGACGCAGCAUUGAAACACGACAAUAUCCUAUUAAAACCCGGGCGGAGUCUUCUGACUGCAGCUCAACAGGGGCAGACAGCAGUACUCCGCUGGUGGGAGUCCUCGGGUAUCCCCGCAGCGAACAGCGAAGGCGUUUGCAAGAUUGCUAGCGCCCAUGGACAGACGGCUGUACUAGACGUAUGGCGGGAGCUCAAGGGGGAUAAGUUGUCGUUCGAUUCCCAGGUCCUGGUGGCACCGACAAAGCAGGGCUACGUCGAGGUGCUGGAGUGGUGGAAGCGGUAUGCUCGCGGAGAGCACGAAGGUGACGGGAGAACGCACCGGGUCGAAUACAAGACAUGUGAUAUCGAAGAGGCGCUCGAGGAUGCCAUUGGAGACCCAAGACCGGUUCGCAAGUGGUGGGCUAAGAAUGGCUUGAACUUGGGACUGGGGACAAACGAAUGGAUGAAGACGAAACGGCUUUGAGAAUGAGUUUAGUUGCCGUAGACAAACAUAGUUUGUGAUGGGAUACUUCUUUGAGAGGGACCAUCCAGGUUGAACAUUAACAUCAAACAUUACCUAGGUAUCUUGGAAGUCUUGAAGUGUGAAUGCCGAAUUCAUAGGUACGGCGAACUUUUAUCUAUAUAGUAAUCAGAAGUGAUACUGAACUAUAUAAUAAUUAUUGAC
Messenger RNA from Hypoxylon fragiforme, 2638 nucleotides. Its product is annotated as flavoprotein. The coding region runs from base 626 to 2437 and encodes 603 amino acids. Gene Ontology annotation, biological process: coenzyme A biosynthetic process. Gene Ontology annotation, cellular component: phosphopantothenoylcysteine decarboxylase complex. The transcript has 2 exons. Lineage: Eukaryota; Fungi; Ascomycota; Sordariomycetes; Xylariales; Hypoxylaceae. Gene Ontology annotation, molecular function: FMN binding; phosphopantothenoylcysteine decarboxylase activity. The record is from RefSeq and is a predicted model, not a curated record.